AUGGAUCCGAAAGACCUUCUCUCGAUCGUAAGAGACGACAAGAUAACCAAAGAAACCAAGAGCUUGAUCUCUUCGCUUCCUUCACACGAAGAUUUCCAAGGAAGGAAGCUUUGUAAGUAUCAAGGAUGUUGGUAUAACUACAACACUCUCCAAGGAGUUCUUAAUUUCCAGCGAGGUUUUCAACCACAAGACACGGAUAUAAUCCUUGCCUCCUACCCCAAAUCAGGUACCACUUGGCUCAAGGCCCUCACAGUCGCCAUCCUCGAGAGAUCAAAGAACCAUUCUUCUGAUCAUCAUCCUCUACUAUCUCAUAAUCCUCAUGGGAUUGUACCAUACUUUGAGCUCGGUUUAUAUAUUGAAAGCUCGAGUCCUGACCUGGCCAAGUACUCAUCAGUUCCGAGGCUGUUCUCGACUCACAUGCCACUGCACGCGAUGCACAAGACCCUCAAGGACUCUUCUUGCAAGAUUGUGUACGUGUGCAGGAACAUGAAGGACACAUUAGUCUCGUGGUGGUUUUUCAGUUGUGCUAUUUAUAAAUUAGAACGAAAUAGAAGUAUUCUCGAGUCUUUGUUCAAAUCGUUUUGCAACGGAACUUUCAGUUACGGACCUUUUUGGGAACAUCUCUUGAGUUACUGGAGAGGCAGCUUAGAAGAUCCCAAGCGUGUCCUUUUCAUGAGAUAUGAGGAAAUGAAAGCAGAGCCUCAUGAUCAGAUCAAGAGACUUGCGGAUUUCUUGGGUUGCCCUUUUACUAAAGAAGAAGAAGAGAGUGGAUGUGUGGACGAGAUCUCGGACCUUUGCUCUCUACGUAAUUUAAGCGGUUUAAAGAUUAACAAAACUGGUAAAAGCUACAACUCGGACAACAAGGAUUAUUUCCGUAAAGGGGAAGUCGGCGACUCGAAAAAUUAUCUUACUCCUGAAAUGGAGAACAAGAUAGACAUGAUCAUCCAAGAGAAACUCCAAGGUUCUGGUUUGAAAUUCUAGAGUUACGUAUGUAUAUGGUUAGUGUUUCCUUCGAUUAUGCAAAAUGUCCUUUGGUUCUUUUUUACCAGAAUGUCCUUUAAUUGUUGCUUUGAUGUGUUUUAAUAAAGGGUUAAUAU
This is a messenger RNA of Eutrema salsugineum, 1097 nucleotides long. RefSeq names its product cytosolic sulfotransferase 5. Gene Ontology annotation, cellular component: cytoplasm. Lineage: Eukaryota; Viridiplantae; Streptophyta; Magnoliopsida; Brassicales; Brassicaceae. Gene Ontology annotation, biological process: sulfation. Gene Ontology annotation, molecular function: sulfotransferase activity. The coding region runs from base 1 to 981 and encodes 326 amino acids. The record is from RefSeq and is a predicted model, not a curated record. The transcript has a single exon.